CCGAGCUGAGCCGAGCCGAGCCGAGUGGAACCGAGCCGAGCCGAGCUGAGCUGAGCCAUUCGAGCCGAGCCGAACCAAGCCCGCGGGUGUGGGGCGGAGCGCCCAUGGGCCGGCGCUGAGCCGGGCGGGCGCGGGCCGGCUCGCCUCGCCAUGCUCCUGGCCUCCGCCGUGGUGGUCUGGGAAUGGCUGAACGAGCACGGCCGCUGGCGCCCCUACAGCCCGGCUGUGAGCCACCAUAUCGAGGCGGUGGUGCGCGCCGGGCCACGCGCCGGGGGCAGCGUGGUGCUGGGCCAGGUGGACAGCAGGCUGGCGCCCUACAUCAUCGACCUGCACUCCAUGAACCAGUUCCGCCAGGACACGGGGACCCUCCGACCGGUUCGCCGCAAUUACUACGACCCGAGCUCAGCCCCCGGAAAGGGUGUGGUGUGGGAGUGGGAGAACGACAGCGGCUCCUGGACGCCUUAUGACAUGGAAGUGGGGAUCACCAUCCAGCACGCCUAUGAGAAGCAGCACCCCUGGGUGGACCUCACGUCCAUCGGCUUCAGCUACAUCAUCGACUUUGGCACCAUGGGCCAGAUCAACCGGCAGACCCAGCGGCAGCGCCGUGUGCGCCGGCGCCUGGACCUCAUCUAUCCCAUGGUCACCGGCUCCCUACCCAAGCCGCAGUCCUGGCCGGUCAGCCCUGCAUCACCAGCCUCUCCCCCUGGGCCACCGUGCGCCUGUCCGCAGUGUGUGCUGGUCAUGAGCGUCAAGGCAGCUGUGGCCCAGGGGGGCACUACGCCCCAGCCCGCAGCAGCGACCCGCAAGAACACUGUGCCCCUCUCAGGGACCGUCAAGCUACCCUCAGCCCCGGGCCCUGCAGCCAAGCCCCUGGAUGGCAUGGGCACCACUCGAGGCCCAGGGAAGACUACCCCGGCACAGGGAAUCCGGAGACAGGCCACCAGUACAGUGGCAGGGACCGUGGUGGGCUCUCCGGCCAGCCCCCCGGGAGCUGACAGCAAGGCUGGGAGGGUAGCCCUGGCCACCCUAAGUCGGAACAACCUACAGCGGUUGGCCAUCGCCCAGUCCCGGGUGCUGAUUGCCUCUGGGGUCCCGACGGUCCCCGUGAAGAACCUCAACGGAUCGAGUCCCGUCAAUCCCGCCUUGGCAGGAAUCACCGGAAUCCUGAUGAGUGCUGCGGGGCUGCCCGUGUGUCUCACCCGCCCCCCUAAGCUCGUCCUCCACCCGCCACCUGUCAGCAAGAGCGAGAUCAAGUCCAUCCCAGGCGUUUCCAACACAAGCCGCAAAACCACCAAAAAGCAGGCAAAGAAAGGUAAAACCCCAGAGGAGGUGCUGAAGAAGUAUCUGCAGAAGGUCCGGCACCCACCCGAGGAGGACUGUACCAUCUGCAUGGAACGCCUCACAGCUCCCUCAGGCUACAAGGGCCCACAGCCCACGGUCAAACCGGACGUGGUGGGCAAGCUGUCACGCUGUGGCCAUGUCUACCACAUCUACUGCCUGGUCGCCAUGUACAACAACGGGAACAAGGACGGGAGCCUGCAGUGUCCAACAUGCAAGACCAUCUAUGGGGUGAAGACGGGGACGCAGCCACCGGGGAAGAUGGAGUACCACCUCAUCCCGCACUCCCUGCCCGGCCACCCAGACUGCAAGACCAUCCGCAUCAUCUACAGCAUCCCGCCUGGCAUUCAGGGGCCGGAACACCCAAACCCCGGGAAGAGCUUCAGUGCCCGCGGCUUCCCGCGACACUGCUACCUUCCAGACAGCGAGAAGGGGAGAAAGGUUCUGAAGCUGCUGCUGGUGGCCUGGGAUCGCCGCCUCAUCUUUGCCAUCGGUACCUCCAGCACUACGGGCGAGUCUGACACGGUCAUCUGGAAUGAGGUGCACCAUAAAACAGAAUUCGGCUCUAAUCUCACUGGCCAUGGCUACCCGGAUGCUAAUUACCUGGACAACGUGCUGGCAGAACUGGCUGCCCAGGGCAUCUCUGAGGACAGCACUGCCCAGGAGAAAGACUGAGGCUGGAGGGGCUCUGAAUGGUGCACCAGAGGACUGCAGGGCAGGAGGGGGGCGGGAUUCGAGGUGGACAUUGGUAUGAUGCCCUUCCCGCCUGUCCAUUUCCAUUCCAUGGUCCCUCCAGCCCCAGGGGCUGAGAGGGAGCCAGACAGAAUCAAUGACAUCAUUCAUAAACCUCAUCUGACCCGGGGCACAUGGGUGAGGGCUAUUCCUGUGGAGUCUUCAGUGCUGGGUAGAUGAAUACUCCCAUCUUGCCCGCCCUGGUAGGGGUACGGUCAGCACUUGAGGUAUGGACAGGUGAGCUCCUCUGCACCCUGGCCUUGUGAAGCCGAGGUUUUCGGCCUCAGCCGGCUACUUGCUGCUUCCACUCUACUCCAAAAGUGGAGUUCCUCCUUUUCUCACUGUGCAAGGUUGGGGGGAGCAAGUGGAGCCACCCGCUGAACCUCUGUCACUCUGGGAGUCCGAGGCCCUGGUGCAGAGUGGGGUGGACUCGGCAUCAAGUGGGCCGGGGAGGCAGAAGCCACUGGAGCCCCACUGCCCUCGGCAUCUUCCUCGGGGACUCCCUUCCUGCCCACCCUUUAGCCUGUCUGAGGUAGCUGGGGGUUCUGGGCCUCACCUCUGGAUAACACCUCAUGAUGUGUUUCUAGCCCCUGCGAUCAGACCAGAGCCUGCUGUCCACUGAGCCCCAGCACUGCCCUCCUCCGGGGAGGGGGAGCCCAUGGCCUUCCCGGUACACCCCAGACCAGCUCAGAGUCUGUGGGUUUCAUCUCGUCACUGUGAGUGGAGCCCACGCGGGCUCUGCGCCACCCGUGUGUGUGCGUGCAUGUGUGCCUGUAUGUGUGUGCUCGUGUGUAUGCAUCGGAGUGUGUGCAUGUGUGUGUAUGCACGCAUCAGUGGGCUGUGAAGGUGGAAGGAACCUGAUGUCCUUUGCCUCCGUUUCACAAAAUGCCAAGCCCCAGCUCUGUGGGGCCUGCGAGAUCCUAAUGGCCCCAUGACCCUCCUCAUCCCCAGCCCAUCUCAGAAUAAAGUGGGAUACCAAGGGGGCUAGAACUGUGCUUGGGGAGGUGCAUGGCGGGGAGAGCCAGACUCCUGCUCUUCUCACUGUGUUCCAGGACCAGCCGCGCAGUGCCCUGUGCAGCCUGGGUCUGAGGCAUGCUGUCUGCACUGUGGCCUGGCAUGGUGUUGGGCCUAGUGCCCCCUCUUCCACCAUGAUGGAUCUGGAUCUCGGCCCCUACUUUCAGCCCAUUGCUGGCUGGGUCAGGGCCACCUUGCAUCUAGGCUGUGUCCCAAGACUCUGUCUGUCCCCUCAGUUUCCUCUCAGCUUUUUUCCUAUGAAGGAAAAGGUUGGGGGUCUAGAAGGGAAACCUAGAUCCCCCUCUGAAAGUGGGUUCUUUGAUCUAUGUGUUUGGGAGAGUUCCUCUGGGUACUAAUUUGAGUUUAUAUACCUCAUGUUUUGGGGGUUCGACAUAUAUAUACGCAUAUAUUUCCCUAAGAGGCAGAAGUUUUCUGAUGCUAGGAGACAUAGAAACAAGGCCAUGUCCAGCGGUGGUACUGAAGUCAGAAGCAAGGCCAGGCUUUCCCCAGGGCCGCUGAGAGCUGCUUGCUCUGAGGCCUGCGGCCAUUCUAGUGUUGGUGUGGCUGGUGGAGUCACCUGAGUGUCACCAGAUUCAAUCCCAGGAACACAGACUGGCCCCAGUGGGACUCCAGGAUGGGCCCUGCUCCCCACUGUCAGCUUAGGCUCUCAGCAGUGCUCAGGGGCUCUGACCUCGCCUGGGUGCGAGUGCGGGCAGGAAGUAGGCAGAACUGAGUAGAGGAGCAUCCUGGGGGAGUUACUGGCGGCUCCCACGGCAGCUGCGAGGCUACUGGAGAGGCUCAUGGGUGGGCAGCGGGCCUGUGGGCAGAGAGAGGGAAGAUGAGCUGUGGCCCCUGGUGCGGGGGGGGGGGGGAUCACCCCUGGAGGGUGGGGAAAGCCCCCCAACACACAUACCCUACACUCUUGGCCUUGGCCUCCCAAUCUUUCAUCAGGGGACACCACGUGCCCUCACCCUCCUGUGGCCUUCCUCUCUGGGGCUGCUGACUUUGCUGCCCUCUGGCUUUCUGGACAGGGGCGAGGUCCUGGAUAGCCCUUUCCCGGACAAGUGGUUGGGGGAGGCAGGACAGAGCGACCCGGAGAGGCCCUUGCUGGACUCGGCAAGGGGCUGCCAGCACUGUGGCUGCAGAGAGGGCGAGCGGGCAAGAAUGGGCACCUGGACAGAUGCGCAUGCCCAAGGGGCCGGCUGGUGCCUGCGUGGUCGCGCAUGCCCGGGUUUUCCUUGCUCCCUUUGCGAGAAGAGCGUGGGCUCUGUGGUUCGCUGCAUGGCCACGGUGCUUGGACUGGUGUGGCUGUACUGCUGUGUGCGCGAUGGGACGGGCAAGGCCCGUGUGAGAAGAAAGAGGUGGGCGCCACAGGGACAGGCAAGCGUCCACGUGCUCUGUGCUGUUUGUAAUCGCUGUGAUCCGGGAUCCUUGAUGUUGCUGUGUCAGGUACCUCGCCCCCUGGUGCUCAUGGGGUGUCCGUGCAGAACAAUAAAUGGCAACUUGACAACCA
This is a messenger RNA of Cavia porcellus (domestic guinea pig), 4597 nucleotides long. It is a transcript of the gene Dtx4, whose product is annotated as deltex E3 ubiquitin ligase 4. The transcript is spliced from 9 exons. NCBI's taxonomy places the organism in Eukaryota, Metazoa, Chordata, Mammalia, Rodentia, Caviidae. Gene Ontology annotation, cellular component: nucleoplasm. The record is from RefSeq and is a predicted model, not a curated record. Gene Ontology annotation, molecular function: zinc ion binding; ubiquitin protein ligase activity. Bases 151 to 2013 code for a protein of 620 amino acids. Gene Ontology annotation, biological process: protein ubiquitination; Notch signaling pathway.